Aspergillus thermomutatus is the source of this 3441-nucleotide messenger RNA. It is a transcript of the gene ireA, whose product is annotated as bifunctional endoribonuclease/protein kinase IRE1. The record is from RefSeq and is a predicted model, not a curated record. The coding region runs from base 1 to 3441 and encodes 1146 amino acids. Gene Ontology annotation, cellular component: IRE1-TRAF2-ASK1 complex. Gene Ontology annotation, molecular function: RNA endonuclease activity; ATP binding; protein serine/threonine kinase activity. The transcript is spliced from 2 exons. Gene Ontology annotation, biological process: mRNA processing; intrinsic apoptotic signaling pathway in response to endoplasmic reticulum stress; protein phosphorylation. Lineage: Eukaryota; Fungi; Ascomycota; Eurotiomycetes; Eurotiales; Aspergillaceae.
AUGCGGUGGCGGCUGCCUGGCGCCCGUACGACCCUCCCCGCCAGCGUCGCCCUUCUUCUGCUCCCUAUUCUUGUUGCUCCGCAGCAGCUGCAGGAACAUCAUGACCUCCCCUCGACCGUGUCCGUUCCGCUCCCUCCGACACGACGUUCUUUCGACCAUGACCCCCUUUCCACAAUUAACGUGAAAUCCAACGAUGCGAGCGCCCUAGCAACCAUGGCUCUGGCGGGCUCCGGCCGCGCCGUUCGAGCCCAUCCUGCCCAGGCCAGCAGUUCGUCUGCCGGCCUGGCACCGCAGCUUCACGCGCGGUCUCUGCAGGAUUGGGAGGUUGAGGACUUUGUCCUAUUGGCGACCGUCGACGGUUCCAUUCACGCGCGCGAUCGCAAGACCGGCACAGCCCGCUGGGCCCUGGAGGUCCCGAGCAGUCCGAUGGUCGAGAGCAUCUACCAUCGAGCCAACCGGUCGAGCUUCGAUCGGGCUCAGCCCGAAGAUGAUUUCAUUUGGAUUGUCGAGCCGAGUCAAGACGGCAGCUUGUAUAUAUAUAGUCCCGGUCCGGAUGCGGGGCUGCAGAAGUUGGGGUUGACCGUCAAGGAAUUGGUGGAGCAGACUCCCUACUCGGGGACCGACCCGGCCGUUACCUACACGGCUCGGAAGGAGACAACGCUAUAUACCGUGGAUGCGCGGACUGGAAAUAUUCUGCGAGUUUUCAGCUCCAGGGGUCCUAUCACCUCUGGGCACGAGUGCCGCAAGGUCGACGGUUUUGACCUGGAAGCGGAGGAGUGUGAUACACCUUCCGGCACCCUGGUACUUGGUCGUGUUGAGUAUGCUGUAGCGAUACAAAAUACAGAGACUGGUGAUCCGAUCUGCACAUUGAAGUACUCCGAAUGGACGGCCAACAAUCGCGACAUGGAUCUUCAGAGCCAGUACUUCCGGACGAUGGAUCAGAGUCACAUUUACAGCAUGCAUGACGGAGUGGUGUUGGGAUUCGAUCACUCACGAAUGGACCGUCCUCGUUACACUCAGCGUUUUUCGUCUCCUGUGGUUCGUGUCUUCGAUGUCGCGCGCCCCGUCAACGUCGAAUCGCCCGAGGCAGCCACUCCGCUUGUGCUUCUUUCGCAGCCUCUGCAGCCGCCUGAUCCCGACUACGGCUCGUUGGAUGACAGAGAUGCAAGGGUGUUCGUUGAUUGCACUGAGGCGGGCGGUUGGUUUGCAAUGUCUGAGGAGACUUACCCUCUUGUUACAGGACGGGCCAAAAUGGCUCAGUGCUACGAGAAAGAUUACCUACGGCACGGCCAGGCCCUCACAAGCUUGUCGACUAGUCAACAGCGCGAUGCGCUGGCGGGAGUUCACUCGCUGAAUGGUCCCCGGAUUAUCCGCAAUAUCCCUAGUAUCUCGGGGUCAUCACCCCUAGAGCUAGCUAAUGAUACUCCUCGAGAAUUAAUGCGCAGUCCCUCCGAACUGGCGCUGCCACCUGCCCUGCGGCACAGUACAAUUAUCCGAAAAGGCUGGGAUAACGCUGUUGAUAUCUUCGUGACCCUCCUACUGUUGUUCUUUGGCGCCUUCAUCUACUUCAAUUCCCACAACAUACAGGAACUCGCCAAACAGAAACUGGACGUCAAGAACAUUAUCGCUUCCUACGCUCAGCCUCCACUGUCGACUCCCUCCACUCCUGUUGUCGGAACCACUCAUUUCAAGCGUGAUAACAGCCCAAGCAGACCAAUAUCGAACCUCACGGUCGAGGUUGAGGUGCCUGAAGAGCAACAAGGUGGCGAUGCGACCCCAAAGCCGAAGCGAGAUCGCAGUAUCGUUGGCCCUGAUUCCACUCCUCGAGUGAAAAUUCGAGAACCUCCCCGUGGCCACGACAGUGACGACGAUGUUGAUGAACUGGACCAGGCAGGAUCAUCCGAGAAGCCUAAAAGGAAAGCCCGCCGAGGUAGACGGGGAGGCAAGAAUCAUAGACGCGGAAAGAAACCUGACUCGGAAGGUGAAUCAAAGGAUCAGGCGGACCGAGUCGUGGACGAACUGAACAGCCUGCAGCCUCAGUCCCGCCUGGAGCCCGACGUCCAAUUAGUGAGGACCGUGUCCAACGAGGUUGUCGAAAUGGACGGUGUUGUUCAGAUUGGCCGACUCAAGGUGUUCAGCGACGUUGUUCUCGGCCAUGGCAGCCACGGAACGGUCGUGUACCGCGGAUCCUUUGAUGGCCGGGAUGUUGCGAUCAAACGCAUGUUGGUUGAGUUCUAUGACAUCGCGUCUCAUGAAGUCGGACUAUUGCAGGAGAGUGACGAUCAUAACAACGUCAUUCGCUAUUUCUGUCGCGAGCAAGCCGCCGGUUUCUUUUACAUCGCUCUGGAGCUGUGUCCGGCGUCUCUCCAGGACUUGGUUGAACGUCCCGGUGAUUACCCCCAGCUGGUUCAGGGUGGCCUGGAUAUGCCAGAUAUCCUGCGUCAGAUCAUUGCUGGUGUUCGGUACCUGCAUUCUCUCAAGAUUGUGCACCGAGACUUGAAGCCGCAGAAUAUCCUUGUGGCUAUGCCUCGAGGACGCACAGGCUCGCGGUCUCUGCGACUGCUCAUCUCUGAUUUUGGUCUAUGCAAGAAGCUUGACGAUAAUCAGAGCUCGUUCCGAGCAACCACAGCGCAUGCCGCAGGUACGUCUGGUUGGCGAGCUCCGGAAUUACUGGUAGACGACGACAACCGUUCGGCGAUCCAAGGCGGCGAGUCUCAGCAUACCGAGUCAUCUGAACCAGCGGUGGUGGAUCCACAAACCAACAGACGAGCAACUCGCGCCAUCGACAUCUUCUCCCUGGGUUGUGUUUUCUAUUACGUGUUGACGCGGGGUAGCCACCCCUUCGACAAGAACGGGAAGUUCAUGCGGGAGGCGAAUAUUGUCAAGGGCAACUUCAACCUGGACGAACUCCAGCGCCUAGGCGAUUACGCCUUUGAAGCAGACGACCUGAUUCGAUCAAUGUUGUCUCUUGACCCUCGCAAACGACCCGAUGCCAGUGCCGUUCUGAUGCAUCCUUUCUUCUGGAACCCGUCCGACCGUCUCAGCUUCCUCUGCGACGUAUCGGAUCAUUUUGAGUUUGAGCCACGGGACCCUCCUUCGGACGCCCUUUUGUGUCUCGAAUCCGUGGCUUGUCGUGUGAUGGGCCCUGAGAUGGAUUUCCUACGCCUUCUGCCCAAGGAUUUCAAGGACAACCUCGGCAAGCAGCGCAAGUACACGGGCUCGAAGAUGUUGGACCUUCUCCGGGCGCUACGUAACAAGCGCAAUCAUUACAACGACAUGCCGGCACAUCUCAAGGCACACAUUGGCGGCUUGCCAGAGGGGUACCUGAAUUUUUGGACCGUUCGGUUUCCCAGUCUUUUGAUGAGCUGCCACUCGGUCAUUGUAGAGUUGCGCUUGACCAGGAUUGACCGGUUCAAGCGAUAUUUUACCCCGGUUGAGUAG